CACCAACAAAUAGACCCUACAGAAAGAAGGCCACUUCGGACAUCUGUUUUCCACCAUGGGACUGUGUUCUCAUAAUGGAUUGUUAGUGAUGUUGCUUUUUCAUCUUUGCCAGGCACAAGAUGAUGCUCUCCCGUCCCCUGACCCCGAGCCGGCCCCACCAAGCCUGGGUGAUGUGAUUGAUGCAGUGAAGGCAGCAUUCGAGCAUGCAGUACAGAUCUCGACAACUGGCGCCGUACGCGAAGCCUUGGAGCAUGUUGUAGGGGAAAUCACGCCACUGAAGACUCCGGCAGAGCAGGAGUCACCAUCAGUAGAAAACACAGCAGAUCAUACAAUAGAAGAAGCAGCUGAAGAAGUGCAUCUCAAUGAAGGAGAACCAGAUGUGCAUAUGUCAGAAUCAAAUGAACAAACAUACGAGGAAACCGCUCAAAAAGGGCUGGCCCAAGAUAUAGAGCCUGCAGAGGGGAUUCAAGGACUGAUAGCUCAGGAGGAGCCAGAACAGAAAUCAGUUAUAAAACCUUCGGACCUUGAGGCAAAAGAUUCGAUUCAGGAACCAGUAGAAUCAGUUUUGCAAGACCCUGAGAUUGUUGGAGUGGGUGAACCAAUGACAGAGGAAAGCCAGUCAGAGGAAUCACCGGUCCAGACAUAUACUGUCACACAAAAGGAAAAUGAACCAGGAAGAGGAGCUGCGGAAAUGAACAAGGGAGGCAAAGAGGUUGAAGAGGGUGCAGAAGAGCCAGGGCAGGGAUUUAUUGAGGACAAAGGAAAAAUAGAAGUAGAGGUGACAAUUGGUGGUGGAGAAGUUAAAGUAGAAGUACCACAGGAAGAAGAAUCUGUGGAAAGGCAAGAAAAGGAUACAGAAUCAGAGCAUAGUGAAGAGGAAUGGCAGGCAGUAACAGCACAGAUGGGUACAGAUGGUGGUGUGGUUGAUAUGGAUGAAGUAGAACAGGAAGAGGAAGAGCAGGGAGCAGCAAAGACUGAAGAAAGUGUGAUUGAAGUUGAAACAAGUAGAGAGGAGGUAAAGGCUGGAUCUGAGGCACAGCUUCAGAAGGUUUCAAGAGAGGAGGAUGUUCUUCCAACUGACAAAACAGUACCAGAGAAAACUCAACAGGAACCAGAGGUCACCGUGGAUACUAAGGGACCAAUUAAGUUGCAGGAUCCUGUUAUCACCAAGUCUAAAGCAACAGGCGGUAAAACACAUGAGGCACGUGAUGUAAAUGAGAUUAUCAACACCAGGGACCCGAAUGGGAAAAAUCCAGGUGAAGCGGUGUUGAUGAACACUAUUGAGGAGCUCCCACCAACACCAGUUCUCAAACUGAGGCUCGGAGACACUGAUGCACCAAUGGGGGAACACGUUGAAUCUACACAGACCAAAGCCAUAGGGCAGGACGCUUGGAAGAUAGGAGCCAUAGCAGCAGCUUUCUUUCUCAUUCUGCAAACGGCUGUCACCAUAGUUUACAUUCUGAAGUGCAGGAGAAAGCCAAACAGUGUGGCCCCAAAGAACCCGUGUGCAGGAGGAAACGGGGGUGUAGAAUGUGACGCAAACAACACAGACACCACCAUUCCAGUCGAUGAACAAAGUGCUGUAGACGACCUUCCAGAGUACUCGCAGGUCCAGCAAGAGGACGUUGCUAUGACAACUGUCCCACUGGAUUCCACAGAGAAGAAUUCGUCCUAUGAACCCAGAACCUCUGCUGUUUAGCAUUGCCGACCUUAAGGAGUAGAUGUGCAAGUGUGUGUGUAAAUGAUUGAGUGUCUGAACAUGUGUGUGUGUCUAUAUGUGUAUUGAACGGUCUGGUUAACCUUGACUGCAAAUGUCACUCAUUUGUUAUUCCCCGGCCCAUACAGAAGAAUGACCUAUUAUUUGCACUGCAAAAAAACAUCUUCUUACCCAGUAUUUUUGUCUUGUCUUCCAGUACAAAUAUCU
Messenger RNA from Rhinichthys klamathensis goyatoka, 1924 nucleotides. Its product is annotated as pharyngeal muscle protein 2. The transcript is spliced from 7 exons. Bases 56 to 1699 code for a protein of 547 amino acids. The record is from RefSeq and is a predicted model, not a curated record. Lineage: Eukaryota; Metazoa; Chordata; Actinopteri; Cypriniformes; Leuciscidae.